Molecule: messenger RNA, 4105 nt
Organism: Sturnus vulgaris (Common starling)
Lineage: Eukaryota; Metazoa; Chordata; Aves; Passeriformes; Sturnidae
Source: RefSeq, a predicted model, not a curated record
AGCGGCAACAGCCGCCUCCAGCCGCGGCUGCUCCCCGUCCCCCCCGCCGGCUCCCGGAGAGGCAACUCAGGGGAUUCCAUCCCGCUCCGUCCCUUUGCCAUUUUUGGAUGCGUUUUAUAGCCAAUUUUUUUUUUUUUUCCUCGGGAGAAAGCGAAAAAAAAAAAAAAAAAAAAGAAAACAAGCGAAGACCCAGCAGCCUUCCUCCACCGCCGGACUCCGCCGCCGUGCCGCCACCGCCGCGCACCCACCGGUUGGAUUUUUGGGGUGUUCCGCCACUGCCGGUGGCACCGGCAGCGACAAUGCCAUCAUGUUUUUGAGACAGGAAACCUCCGAGUUUGCCCUGCAUGAAGAACUUCCUGUGUUUAAAGUUGUACGAAUAUCCGCUGACAAGCUCAGUUCAAAUGAAAACACGAGAGUCGGGGGGAGAGGCUAAUUCGGACCAGCUGGACUUGCAGGGCGCUCGGAGCUGGGCAGAAAACGCGCGGAGCCGCUCGCCACUGCCAGCCGGGAGCGGCCGGGACAAGCAGUGCCUUUGUUAGUAAAGAAGGACGGACGGGAUAAUUUAAGAGCUUCAAACUCUUCCGCCGUUUGUGCCGCGAACCGCUUGGAAUAUUUUCCCGGAGCUGUUGGAUUUUGGAUGACCCUCUGACGGAGGGGUGUUUUUUUUUUAGGGGGACGGAGUGGGGAUGAGAUGGGUUGUUUCACUGCUCAGGACCGCCGGUCGGGCUGCUGAGCCGGCGCGGUGCUGCCGGUUCCCCCUCUCGUCCCCGUAGUGUCACUUUGGGAUUACAGACUGCCCCCGGCGGGUUUGGGACCUGCUGGCCGUGUGAUGCUUCCUGCCGUGGCGGGCCAAAGGUUGCCAGGGUGGUUCUGUCAUCCUUAAGGACGAGAGUAUGGGCAAACCACUGAGCCGGCCAGACUGUUUACGGCAGAACCGCACUUGCCUGGGGAAGGGCGAGGAUGAGGAUGGUUAUAUAGAGGAUUGCUACGUGCCCCAGAGAUCCAUAUACGACACCAUGAGAAUUAACGAGCAGAUCGAUCAGGGAUCGAAGCUCAACCAGCUCUCCAAGAGCACCCUGGGCAAGGGCGAUGGCAGCACCAUAUCCAGCAACGGGACUCUGGGAGCUGCCAACGUCUUCGAGUCCAGGCCACCAGAACCCAAAAAGCUGGAUGAGCGAGUCAUCUUCGACCAGCUCAAACUCAGCAGCGACGUCUCCAAGCCAGCGCCAGCUCCACCAAAGAGGCGACCGAACCCUGAGAAGAAGGAGAACGUCAACAGGCGCUCCUGGAAGUCCUUCAUGCCGCCCAACUUCACCGAGUUUGCAGAAAGGAUGGGGGCUUCUCUGAGCGAGGUGUCGGAGGCGGGCGCUUCCAACCCUUCCCUGCGGGAUAAGCGGGAUUCCAGCGCCAUGCUGGCCGAGCAGCCGGGCCAGCCCGAGCACGGCGAGCCCAUGUCCGAGUCUCUCACUCUGGAGCACGUCUCCAAAUCAUCUGGCACGGCCGAGGCUCUGGUGGCCAAGCAGUUUGGUGUGGAUGGCUACGGUGGCCCCCGGGACGAGCGCCAGGCCGGUGACAGCCGCGUCAGGGACCUGGCCAGGGCCCGCCGGCUCCCCAGUGCCACCUGGCCACGAGCCAGGAAGAAUUUCAUCAGGGGAAACUUCAACGACGGGCACCAGGAGACCCUGGAGGCCUCCGAGUCGGACUCUACAGUGGAGAACGUCAACCUCUCUCCGUGCCUUAGUGAGGAGCUGCUGGAUACGGGACUGGAUAUUCUCAUCACCUCCAAUCUCAGGGAGAAAACGGAGUCUGAGCUGAGAUUUGAGGAGGACGAGCGCUGGGUGAUGAUGGAGGAGUGGGAGGAGGCGACGCUGUCAGAGAGAGGAAAGCCUGUUCUGGUGGCAGAGGAGAAGAGGAGCUGUUGCUUGGCAGAUAUUUCUGAAGAAAGGGAACAAUCCACUGCUCUGGAGGAUGACUCUGCCCCCAGCCCGGGGACCACCCAGUCCUGCACGUCCCCAGGGGGUGGUGGCAGUGCAUGCUGCACAGAGGAUGCAGCAGUGCAAUGUGGGGUUGAGGACUUUGCUCCAGCGUUGGAGCGCUCAACCAGCCCCACAGGCCCCGAGCUGUCUGACACAGACUCGGUGCAGAUGUUCCUGGAGCUGGAAGAGCAGUGCCUGAAUGAGGAUGGGGGUGAUGGAGCUGUCCCCAGCUGCCUGGAGGUUCAGAUGUCCCCGAUGGACUCAGAGGGACUGGACACAGAUUCAGCCAAGCUGGCUGGGCUGGUGGUUGAAGGGGGUCAGCACAGGGCCCCCUUGGAUAUCAGCGCCUCAGACUCUGCAGUUGUGUCAGAUCUGGAGGACUUUGAUGUCACCUGCAGCUCACAGGUGCUGAGCACGCUGGAGCCCUUGACAGAGCCCUUCUCAGAAAGGGACACCUUGGCUGUCACCCCCACGGACUCGGACGGAGGGGCCUCCCCCAGCCCCGUGGCCAUGGCAGGGCUGGGGUCCCUCCUGGAGUGCUCCCCAGGGCUGGUGGGGGAGGUUCCUCCUGACCCACUCGUGGAGUUCGUGGCUGGUGGGACUCCAUGUCCUGGCACAGGGGCACAUCCAGCUGCGGGACUGGGGGGAGAUGGGUACCCCAGCGCUCCCCUGGGGUGGGCUGAAGAUAACCAAGACUUGCUUCCCGAGGGGACCUGUCCUGGCCCAGUGUCCCCCUGCCAGCCCCCAGCCCCAGACACAGCGAUGGAGGAGCUGGGGUCCCCCCCACGGCACAGCCAGGCUGGCACUGAGGGCAUGGAUCCGUUCAGGACCCAUCACCUCCUACCUGGAAGGACUGAGGCCACCAACUGGGAUGUCCCAGAACUGGUUUCUGAGGAUGAAGCCACAGAUUUGGGAUCAGGGAGUGGAGCUGAGGGCUGGACUCAUCCAGCAGAGAGUGGGGAUGUUUGCUGUGCUUCUCUGCUGCCUUUCCACGCUGGCUCUGCAUCAGAGCCAGGCUCCAAGGCUCCGACAGCAUUCCCGGUGCCUGUUGAGGACCUCCCAUGGGAAAUGGUUUCCCUGGGCCGUGGCCUGUCUCUGGAAGGGGCUGCCCACUCCGAGGGGUGCCCCAUGGAGGUGGCUGUCACACAUGGGGGGACACCAGCAGCCAUCCUGCAGCCGGGAGAUGUGGAUUUGUUGUUUGCCCCCAGCUGGGAGCUCCCAUGUCCUGCCAGCCCAGCCGCCCAUGAAGAGUUUCCCGGCACAUUGUCCAUUGCAGGGCCUUCCAUCCCAUGGGAUUUUGGGGAGCUUCCUGCUCCAAGCCACCCACUUUCACCUGGAGACGUGGCUGUCCUGGAGCCCCAGGCUCAGGGGAUGCCACCAGCCACCAGGGAUCCUGCCAUGGACGCUGAGGAACCUCCAGGAGCCACCACCACCACCACCACUGCCAUGCCCUUGAUGGUGGAGGAGCUUCUGGAAGCCCCACCACCCUUUGCUGACGUGCCUGUUGCCACCGUGCCACCACCAGCAGCAGCCCAGCCACUCGCCUCGGGUGCUGGGGACCUCGGUGGUGGCCCCGUGCCAUUGGCAGUGGCCUUGGGGGAUACAGAUGACAUUGCCAUCCUGGAGCAGCUGCCCGCUGAAGCGGUGGCUUUGGAGGAUGACCCUGUUUUGAGAGCACCUGCAGCGGGGCUGGCAGCUUGGGAGGGUCCCCCUGGUGCCUUCUCACCCCUCCCGGAGGGUCCCAGCACCCCAGAGCUGCUGGGGACACCCUUUGCUACAGCACCCAGGGCACAAACCCUCCCCAGGGCUGUGUUGAGGGGACCCCUCCGUCCCCACAGCUUUGGGGGUGCCCUUUCCUCGUGUCCCAGCGAGGGAGAGGGGACAUCAGGCACGGAGGGAGCCCUCGGCGCUGCUCUCAUGGCAGAAGGGCCCCCUGCUCUCCCAGAUGGAUUCGUUCCAGAUAACGAGGUAUUUGUUGCUCAGGCUCCCGCAGCCGAGGCUCCAGGCGCAGAAAUCACUUUAUUUUGCACUCCGGGGGUGGGUGGGAGGUGGGAGCCCACUCAGUAACUCAGAUCUGGGCUUCCAAACAGCCUUCUCCCUCCCGAGAUCGGCUUGAAUUUGGCAGGCAA